UUCCCCCUUUUUUUUUGUCGAAAGGUAAUCGAUUAGGUAGAAGAUCCGUAAUUUUCGACGAAUACGAUGUCGGGAAACUGCCUCGCUCCCCAAAUUAUCAUCGCCAUUACAAGAUAAGGUCAAAUAUUGACGAUGAUUCCCUCUCCAGGAAGUUGGCUAGAUACUAUUCGAAGAGAGGAGAAGGGAGAUUAAGGAACGCCGCCGAUUCAAUGAGUCAAAGAAUCAGAUUGAAUAGGAACAGUUACGAGAGUCCCGUAGGGUCUUACAUGAUACCUAAGCGCUACAAAUCCUUUCGUUCCCUGGAUUAUGAAACUAGAAGCCCUGAAGAGGAUUAUGGCACGGUUCAAACUAACAGCGUCGACGAAGAAACAUUGGCUCCUCCUGAUUCGACCGAAAUUCCUAACUUAUUCCAACCUACUACCUUAAAGUCUAUGAUCAAAGGUUUUGACAAUUACGAAAUCAGCCAAAAUAAUAGAAACGGGCCUAGUUCAAUAAAUAAGCCUCUAGACGAGAGUUCUAACGAUUGUUACGAUUCUUUUAAAAACGUGGUUAAAUGUUUGGGUGACGUCAACUAUUUUCGGAGAUCACAUCCGCCAUCCACUGAAGACGAAACUAUCACGAAUCAAUGGAAUGACGAAGCGACAACAGGCGGUUGGCAACCAAGAACUCCCAAAAAUUCUCACCAAAAACCUUACAAUUACAUGAUGCCGCUCUACUUUGAAACCGCGAGAAGAGAUUCAUCCGGCUACAGUAAAGACGCCCAAGCUUGGAUUCCUUUAGGAAUAGCUAUUGUAUGUCUAGUCAUCCUGGGUUUAGGUGUGUUAACAUUCAUAGCAGUUAUGACCAAGAGGAAAAACAGGGAUAGCAUUAUUUACAAGAAACGCGUGCCGAAUUUGACUAAAAUACCUCCUAAGACGUAUCAAAAUCCUAACGCGAAUGUGGCAAAGGCGGGGCCGGCAAAACCAACUAACCCGGCUUCGAAAGGAUUCGCUAACCCUACUUAUAAGUUGCCUUCUACUAGCUCCGCCAAGCCCGUUAACGCCGCUAUGACUAACCCUCCUAAGGCUCCGCCAUACGGGGCCCAAAAUAAAAACAACAAUAGUAGUAAUAAUCAUCCCAAGAAGUAUCCGGAAGUGAUGUGGAACAUUGAUCUAAGAUCCGAUUAAAAAUAAUCUUUCCACUAUAUCAUGUGUCGUGAUGAAGUAGGAAUCAUCAAAAUAAUAUAACACGAAUUAAAUAAUAUAUUAUUUACACAAAUUUAUCAUGUAUAUUUUUUUUUAAUAGAAAUUUUUAUGCUUAGAAUUGUUUUAAAAAACUUUUUAUUUUUUUGGGGAGAGUUGAAAUAUGUAAAAUUAUUAUUUAAAUAAAAUAUAUUAUAAUAAUAUAAUUUACCUUUGCAAUCAUUUUAUAUUUCUCCGCAAAUUAAUUCAUUAUUACAAAAUAACGCCGGUAAAUUUGUGAAGAUACAAUUUCAUAAAAUAUAUAUAAUUCUUCUUCGACAAUAAUGUUUUGAUACCUCUUGUGCAUUAGAUUUACGACAAGAAAUUUAUUAUUUUUUUUACUCUGGUCAAACUUUACG
Molecule: messenger RNA, 1579 nt
Organism: Gordionus sp. m RMFG-2023
Lineage: Eukaryota; Metazoa; Nematomorpha; Gordioida; Chordodea; Parachordodidae
Exons: 7
Coding region: 210-1166 (318 amino acids)
Source: RefSeq, a predicted model, not a curated record